Penaeus chinensis is the source of this 753-nucleotide messenger RNA. RefSeq names its product UDP-3-O-acylglucosamine N-acyltransferase-like. The coding region runs from base 1 to 753 and encodes 250 amino acids. The transcript is spliced from 3 exons. NCBI's taxonomy places the organism in Eukaryota, Metazoa, Arthropoda, Malacostraca, Decapoda, Penaeidae. Gene Ontology annotation, molecular function: transferase activity. The record is from RefSeq and is a predicted model, not a curated record.
AUGAGUGAGUCCGUGAAUGUGGGUGAGUCCGUGAGUGUGGGUGAGUCCGUGAGUGUGGGUGAGUCCGUGGAUGUGGGUGAGUCCGUGAAUGUGGGUGAGUCCGUGAAUGUGGGUGAGUCCGUGAGUGUGGGUGAGUCCGUGGAUGUGGGUGAGUCCGUGAGUGUGGGUGAGUCCGUGAAUGUGGGUGAGUCCGUGAAUGUGGGUGAGUCCAUGAAUGUGGGUGAGUCCGUGAAUGUGGGUGAGUCCGUGAAUGUGGGUGAGUCCGUGAAUGUGGGUGAGUCCGUGAAUGUGGGUGAGUCCGUGGAUGUGGGUGAGUCCGUGGAUGUGGGUGAGUCCGUGGAUGUGGGUGAGUCCGUGGAUGUGGGUGAGUCCGUGGAUGUGGGUGAGUCCGUGGAUGUGGGUGAGUCCGUGGAUGUGGGUGAGUCCGUGGAUGUGGGUGAGUCCGUGGAUGUGGGUGAGUCCGUGGAUGUGGGUGAGUCCGUGGAUGUGGGUGAGUCCGUGGAUGUGGGUGAGUCCGUGGAUGUGGGUGAGUCCGUGAGUGUGGGUGAGUCCGUGAGUGUGGGUGAGUCCGUGAGUGUGGGUAAGGACCCGAGAACCGCCAUGGCCUCUCAUCACCCUGCGAAGAGGAAAGGGAAGGAGCCAUUUUUCCCUUGCAAGGUCUUGGAGCAAAAUGUAGACUGGAAGCCGUCAAGACACGCUGGCCUCGGAAAACCUCGCAUCUCGUGUGAAAUGGGUCGGGGCGGGGGCGAAUGA